UCUCUGCUGCUGCACUUCCUCAUGUUUCCAGUGAGAGAACAAUUUUACUUCCAGUUUUGUCUUUUGUCAUUUGAAAGCAUGCAUACUUGCAGCUUCUUUUCGCUGCUGUGCGUAUUCCUGUUAUUUCCAAGAGCAGGUGCUCUCUUCAGUCACGGUUUAAUUCGUUGCCAGCUGACUCCUUCCCAUGAAGCUGUUUAUCUGGAACAAAUUUACUUUAAUAAGAUGCUCAUGAUGCAAUACAACAGCACUUUGGGAAAAUUUGUUGGCUACACAGAAAACACGAAGAAAAUUGCCGACAACUUGAACAAAAACCCAGCUUUUUUGAAACAAGAGAGAAAGAAUGUGGCAAAAUGCACAACACAUAUCCCACUGGUAUUUGAUUUCCUUUCAAAAUCAGUUGAACCUAAUGUCAGGCUGAGAUCAGAUGAGGCAGCGAGCAGCAGACAUCCAGCCAUCCUCAUUUGCAGCGCGUACAACUUUUAUCCCAAACACAUCAGCUUGACGUGGCUGAGGGAUGGAGAGGUGGUGACAUCUGGUGUGAUGUCCACCGAUGUGCUGUCCAAUGGGAACUGGCUCUACCAGAUCCACACCUAUCUGGAGUAUACUCCCAAACCUGGAGAGAAAAUCACCUGUAAGGUCAAGCAUGUCAGCCUCAAGGAGCCCAAACUGUAUGACUGGGACCCCCUGUCUGAGUCACAGAGGAACAAGAUCGCUGUCGGGACAGCAGGGCUGGUGCUGGGUCUGGUCUUUUUAUUUGCUGGGUUGAUUUACUACAAGAAGAACACUACUGAUCGGGUGUUGGUGCCGACAAGUUAAGGUAGUCUGCUGCUUUGGCUGAAAUAUCUGUAACACAAGCAAAAUGUGAAAUGAUCCAAACCAAAAUGGCAGAGGAUAGAAUGGGUAAAGUAAGUCACACAGUAAAAGAGAUUUGCUCAAUUCUUGAGGAGAUUGUUAUGCUGUAUUUCUGCAGGAAUAAUCUGUGUUUUAAUAUUAAUUUAUCAAAUAUAAGCUUUAACUGAAAUAUCUUCUCAAAGCCUAAAUUAAGGACAUGUAUGAAUAUCAAACACAAAGUGUGGCCCUGAAGUAGUUUGAUUUUUAUUUGCACUGUUGAUUAAGGUUUAAACAGAUCACGUCUUCUGUGUGAUUUGGGUGAAGUGGAAAAUGAGUCCUAUAAUUUGUACCAUACAAAUUGUGAUGUUUUUGGAGAGCUAUUUUUUUCAUGGCUGGAGUAAACUACAGAAGGCAUGAUGGAUUUGUUAAUGUUACACAUUUUGUUGUAGACAGUGAAGGUAUGAAUGUUUGACCAUGAAAGUUGUGUUGUUGUUUUUUUUUAAUUGUUUGAAAAUGUAUAUGCAACACUUGGUUCAGGUUUCUAUCAAGUGAUGGUGUCUUGUAAGGCCUUACAGGCUGGGAACAGUUGUAUGCAUGCACAGUGCAAAAUAAUAAAAGUUUAAUUCAUUUAUUACUACAACUUAUAAUAAUCACAGGAUCUGAUACACUGGAUACAUCAGUCAUCUUUGCAACGUUGAAAGGUCCUAUGAAAUCUGUGGAUCACUGGGGUCCUGCAUAUUGAGGACAAAGAUAAAAUCGCAGGCUCCAGAUUAUAAUACAGGAAAACUACAAAGGAUCAGUUCCACCGAGUUAUCAGGAAAAACAAAGACACACCACAAGCAGAGAGAUGAACAGGCUCUAAAUAACAAGAUUAACUAUCUGCACUGAACGUGUGUAAUAAGAUUUUUCCCACCAUUGUGGUGUAUCUUAUUAACAUAUGGAGGAUAAAACCUAUUGUUACAGCACUUGCAACCCUUGAGAUUAUUUUUUAAUUAUCCAGGGAUUAUUUUGAUGAAGAUGUGUGAUGAUGUCUUUAACAUCAUCAAUACUACAUUAAAAGCUUUGUUGAUAUUGGAAAAUAGUAAAGCAUGGCCACUGAGAAUUCUCGAUUCUGCAGGGUUAGAUUAAGUUUUGGUACCUGGACAGUAUGAUGUACUGUAAUUGUUUGUUUACAGCUUUAAAUUAAUGCACCAGUAUUAAACUGUAGAUAAAGACAGCAACA
This is a messenger RNA of Lates calcarifer (barramundi perch), 2053 nucleotides long. RefSeq names its product DLA class II histocompatibility antigen, DR-1 beta chain. Gene Ontology annotation, cellular component: membrane; MHC class II protein complex. Gene Ontology annotation, biological process: immunoglobulin production involved in immunoglobulin-mediated immune response; immune response; peptide antigen assembly with MHC class II protein complex. The coding region runs from base 22 to 816 and encodes 264 amino acids. Gene Ontology annotation, molecular function: MHC class II protein complex binding. The record is from RefSeq and is a predicted model, not a curated record. Lineage: Eukaryota; Metazoa; Chordata; Actinopteri; Centropomidae. The transcript is spliced from 5 exons.